Messenger RNA from Colletotrichum navitas, 656 nucleotides. RefSeq lists its product as uncharacterized. The record is from RefSeq and is a predicted model, not a curated record. Lineage: Eukaryota; Fungi; Ascomycota; Sordariomycetes; Glomerellales; Glomerellaceae. The transcript has a single exon. Bases 84 to 344 code for a protein of 86 amino acids.
CCGCAGCUGUCGCAAUCUUUUGAACGCAGCCUCCAUAUCAGCCAGCCGUGCCAGGGCAGCCGUGUUGGGUGAACUGCCCUCUGAUGAGCCUGGAUCCAUUGGUAGUUAUUAUAAUUGAGAGGCGGAUAGCUUGGGGAAUUGUAGUGGGAAAAGGCGUUAUGUUAAACGGCUUUUCUACUAAUUUGUUUGAGGGAUUGUCUGGUGUAAUCUCUGGUGAUUUAUCUGACGGUUCAUCCGAAUGCGUGCCUGAUGGUUUGUCUGAUAAUUUGUCCAAUGAUUCAUACGAGGGGUGUUCUGCUUUUUGUCUUUAUUUCCGUAUUCGAUACAAAAACUUUGAUGGAUGAUGGCUUGUCGUAUCUUUUAGCGAACCAGGGUGAAUACUGAGUUACGCAAUAAUAGUUUCUGUAAUAUCUGGGUUGGCUUCAAAGUUUGAUUCAGAACGAUACCUGCCUUUAGUUAACCAGCUCUCGCUGGAUAACCGUUUGCCAGGUUGGACACCAGACAAGGGGAACUGGACAUCCGGGUCCCAGACCAGCGGUUUCUCCUUUUUCAUUCUAGAGGUGGACUUCGAUACGAACAAGUGAGUCCGAGCCGGGCCCAUGUCAAAACAAUACCCAUUGCUCCCUUCCAGGAAAGGUUGAGCAGCACCAUGCCAC